AUGGGUGCACAAGUCCGGCGUCCCUCGUCGCCAAAGCCUAAACCACCUCCCCUUUCGCUGAGGGACGAGUGUGUGGACGGCACGAUGAGUACAGGCGUUGAGCUGCGGCGCAAAGUCUCCAACGCGGGCUCCGAAGUCAUCACGAGGAACUUCAUCUCCCGCGCAAGCUUCUCACUUGACGAAGACGUGCCCAAGACGCCGGGUGCCAUCGCCCAUGGCUUCCGAGAGCUGCCCCGGCAGGACCAGAGGAACUUCCUCCUCCUCGUCCUUCUCUACUUCCUGCAGGGGAUCCCCAUGGGCCUCGCCAUGGGAUCGGUCCCCUUCCUGCUCAAGAACCACAUGUCGUACGGGCAGAUCGGCACCUUCAGCCUCGCGUCCUACCCCUACUCGCUCAAGCUGUUCUGGAGCCCCUUUGUCGACGCUGUCUGGAGCCCCCGGUUCGGACGACGGAAGACGUGGAUCGUUCCCAUCCAGUUCAUCUCGGGAUUCGGCCUCAUCUAUCUCGGCUCCCACGUCGAGGAGAUGAUGGAGACGAUGGGCAAGCCGGCCGGUCCCACAGUCUGGGGCUUCAUGCUCUGGUGGUUCUUCCUCGUCCUCAUGUGCGCCACCCAGGACAUCGCCGUCGACGGCUGGGCCCUCACCCUCCUGACGCCGUCCAACGUCUCGUACGCGUCGACGGCCCAGACGGUCGGCUUGACGGCCGGCCACUUCAUGUCCUACACCGUCUUCCUCGCCCUCAACGCGAGCGACUUCGCCAACAAGUGGGUCCGGACAGUGCCCUCGGACGACGGUCUCGUCUCCCUCGGCGGCUACCUCAUCUUUUGGGGCUGGGCCUACAUCCUCGUCACCCUCGGACUCGGCUUCAUGAAGAGCGAGGAGAAGUCGCAGAACGAGGACGGCGUCUGGGAUGUCUACAAGAUCAUGUGGGGCAUCCUGAAGCUGAAGAACGUGCAGACCAUCAUCAUCGUCCACCUCAUCGCCAAGAUCGGCUUCCAGGCCAACGACGGCGUCACGAACCUCAAGCUCCUCGACAAGGGCUUCGGCAAGGACAACAUGGCGCUGACCGUUCUCAUCGACUUCCCCUUCGAGAUCGGACUCGGCUACUACGCCGGCAUGUGGUCGCAAAAGUACACGCCCAUGCGGCUCUGGUGCUGGGGUUUCGUCGGACGCCUCAUCGCCGCCGUGCUCGCCCAGAUCACCGUCGCCAUCUUCCCGAGCAGCGGCGUGACGGGCUGGUACCUCCUCGUCGUCAUCGCCGAGCACAUCUUCUCCACCUUUACCAACACCGUCAUGUUCGUGGCCGUCUCGGCCUUUCACGCCAAGGUAUCGGACCCGGUCAUUGGUGGCACCUACAUGACGCUGCUGGCGACCGUCUCGAAUCUCGGCGGGACGUUUCCCAAAUACUUUGUGCUGAAGCUCGUCGACGCCUUGACAGUGGCGACCUGCCACCCCAACCGGUCGGCGGAACGUCCUGAGACCAAAGGGCCCUUCAUCACCACGCCCUUUUCCUGCGCCGUGCAGGCGGAGAAGGAACGGUGCGAGAACGGCGGCGGCGCCUGCGUGAUGACGCGGGACGGCUUCUACAUGGUGAACAUGCUCUGCGUUGCCUUUGGCAUCGCGACGUUUGUGUGGUACAUUCGGCCGCGGGUGAUGCUUCUGCAGAACCUGCCGCUGCGGGCGUGGCGGCUUUCGCCAGGCAAGUGA
Messenger RNA from Drechmeria coniospora, 1704 nucleotides. RefSeq names its product acetyl-coenzyme A transporter 1. Lineage: Eukaryota; Fungi; Ascomycota; Sordariomycetes; Hypocreales; Ophiocordycipitaceae. The coding region runs from base 1 to 1704 and encodes 567 amino acids. Gene Ontology annotation, cellular component: membrane. The record is from RefSeq and is a predicted model, not a curated record. Gene Ontology annotation, molecular function: acetyl-CoA transmembrane transporter activity. The transcript has 2 exons.